Messenger RNA from Temnothorax curvispinosus, 1514 nucleotides. RefSeq names its product nuclear pore glycoprotein p62 (gene Nup62). Gene Ontology annotation, molecular function: structural constituent of nuclear pore; phospholipid binding. Bases 110 to 1417 code for a protein of 435 amino acids. Gene Ontology annotation, cellular component: nuclear pore; nuclear pore central transport channel. Gene Ontology annotation, biological process: protein import into nucleus; RNA export from nucleus. The transcript has 5 exons. The record is from RefSeq and is a predicted model, not a curated record. NCBI's taxonomy places the organism in Eukaryota, Metazoa, Arthropoda, Insecta, Hymenoptera, Formicidae.
GUUUAUCUUCGCGCAGUGCCCUCAGUGCUCCACGCAGCUCCAGGCUCCAGUUAACCACUUUAACCGCUAAGAUAGACGGUUGGAGCAGACCCGGAGCACGGAGUACACGAUGGCUACGCCUCCGAAUCCCCAAGGAUUGUCCUACGGCGCGCCAAAGCCCACGACAGGACUCACCGGGCUGACCUUCGGCUCUCCGAACACCAUGAUACCCGGGACCGGCUUCGGCCUCGGCGGCGGAAGCGGCGUCACCGCAACGACGACGUCCAUAUCUACGGCGACGAGUCUGCCGAGCUUCACGAAUCUCACCAGCAGCGGGACGCCCAUGUCCGCGACGACGGGCCUCUCGUUCGACCCCACGAAAGCGGCCGUGACCCCGUCCACAGGAUUCCCCAUCGCGACAACCGCAGCGCCAGGUUUCGCGGGUUUUGGCGCAUCGAAACCCAUGGCGGGUACACCAGGAGCCACCGGCUUAACCUUUGGCACUCCAAACACCAUGGCUACUGGAACUGGGUUCGGUCUCGGUAGUACAAUUGCUGCUACAACGUCCGUACCGAGCGUUCCGAGCUUCAACCUUCCUAGCAGUACGCCAGCGACAUCCGCGACACCGGGACUAUCGUUUGACGCCUCGAAAACGGGUACCACUACACCCUCGACCACUGGAUUCUCUCUCGCGGCUACCACCACAGGAGGAUAUAGCUUCGGAACGUCGACGACCACCUCCGCUGGAUUCCCUCUGAGCAAAACGACCUCCGCCGCUGUUUCGACAAGCCUAGCAGCACCGUCUACUCACACUUCACUGGGCACCACCACCACCGUCAGCUCCGCGACCGGCGUUCAACCAGGGGCUAUUAAUUUCUGCCAGCUUGAAGAAUCGAUCAACAAGUGGACCUUGGAGUUGGAGGAGCAAGAGAAGGUGUUUGUGAAUCAAGCGACGCAGGUUAAUGCCUGGGACAAGUUGUUGAUAACGAACGGGGAGAAGAUAGUAACGCUGAAUCAGGAGGUUGAAAGAGUGAAGAUCGAGCAGCAGCAAUUGGAGCACGAGCUGGACUACGUUGUUGGACAACAGAAAGAGUUGCAGGAAUGUUUAGUACCAUUGGAAAAGGAGCUGGCGUCUCUCUCCGUCUCGGAUUCCGAUCGAGAUUACACCUAUCGUUUGUCAGAGAAUCUCGACACCCAGCUAAAACGCAUGUCGGAGGAUCUGAAGGAAAUAAUAGAGCACCUGAACGAAGCGAACCGCGCUCAGGACUCCAGCGAUCCUAUCGUUCAGAUCGGAAAAAUUCUGAACGCGCACAUGAACAGUCUGCAAUGGCUCGAUCAACAGACGGCCCUGUUGAAUCAGAAAAUACAACAGAUCGAUCAGAUGCAUCAGAGUUUCAGGCAAGAGAGCGAACAGAAUUUACAUUUAGCUUAUAAUUAGUUACUAUCAUAGUUGCUACUCAUUUUAUAUGUAUAAAUUUGUAAGGAUUAUUUUAGAAUUGGCGUACAGCUUAUUUAAUAGACAAGUUCAACCUGUA